Molecule: messenger RNA, 1272 nt
Organism: Talaromyces rugulosus
Lineage: Eukaryota; Fungi; Ascomycota; Eurotiomycetes; Eurotiales; Trichocomaceae
Exons: 4
Coding region: 1-1272 (423 amino acids)
Source: RefSeq, a predicted model, not a curated record
AUGCCUGCCAGAACAUCCACGCGCCAAGCAGCUGUCAAAGCAAACCAAGCAUUCGCCCAUGGCCCGGCUGGCUCUAAGCGCAAAGGAUCUGCGCCGAAAGGCUCGCUUCCUAAAAAGGGGAAGAAAGACGAGAAAAUAAAAGAAGGCGCCGCAUACGAAAAGCCUUCUGUAACCGAAGAGGCGCAAGAAAUCCGGCCUUCUGAAGCAUGGUCUGAUACGCAAGCUACGGUAAAUAAACAGCCAACAGAAGCGCCUCCUCAAAGAGCCGAAGAGCCUGUUACAGAUGGAGCUGUGAAAGAAGAGGAGGAAACUAAGCAGCCUGUUCUCGACCAGGAGAGCAAAAAGUCACCUUCUAGAGAAAAAGAUGAAACAGAAAAACCAAAGGCCGAGAAAACUGGGACGCCUAUCAGAGAAUCUGUGGAGAGAGAAAACAUCAUUCCUUCCACCAUUCUGGAAAAAGGAAUCAUAUAUUUCUUCUUCCGUCCUCGAGUCAAUGUGGAGGAUCCUCAUAGUAUGAGCGACGUUGCACGCAGUUUCUUUGUUCUGCGUCCAACGCCCAAGGGUGCCCAGUUAGAAACCGGACCUCUCGGGGACGAAGCCAAUUGCCGGUUGAUGAUGCUUCCGAAGAAGAAAUUCCCGUCAUCGGGUAGAGAAAGGGAUAUGGGGUUCGUCGAGAAGGCCAAAGUUUCACUGAAAACUCUCCAGGAAAAAUUAAUCGCAAAAUCUACCUACGAAACGCAGACACGGGGAGAACGAACGACCCCAGAGGCGCGCCCAUACGCCGAAGGCGUUUAUGCAAUCAUCAAAGAAGGCCGGAGUUCACACCUAGCUUACAUGCUGACCAUACCGGAGAAGCUUGGUGAUAUACAAAUGGAUUUUGGGCUGUACGGCCGUGGCAGCUUUGUUUUUCAGUCGAAAAACCCCAAGUAUCCGGGCCCUGCGGGUGCCCGCUUGCCAAAGGACCCCGAGUAUCCAGCAGAAGUGAUGGCCAAGUUCCAUGAUCUUCGGUGGGUUCCUACAGAACCCGAAUUCUUGGAUUAUCCCAGUUCCCAGUUCCUUAUGAUUGGAGGAGCCCACGACAACCUUGGAAAAGCUGGAGAAGCUCUUCCAGGAGCGGAAAAGGAGACAAAAGAACGCCCAGCCGAUGAACUGGCCAAACUCGAGGGAGAAAACGAGGAGCGUGUUGAUUCUCUUGCCGGUGAUCAUACUAUUUUUAAUGAUCUAGGUCUCGACGCCAAAAAAUAUGGCGAACUACCAAAAUUUUGGGACUAG